This is a messenger RNA of Vollenhovia emeryi, 1034 nucleotides long. RefSeq lists its product as uncharacterized. Lineage: Eukaryota; Metazoa; Arthropoda; Insecta; Hymenoptera; Formicidae. The transcript has 2 exons. The record is from RefSeq and is a predicted model, not a curated record. Bases 131 to 787 code for a protein of 218 amino acids.
AAUUAGUUCGAGCCCAGCCACCAUAGUGCUCACAAGUAUACAUAUAUUUUAUAACUGGACUCUGUCAUAUUCGACGACGAUUACAGACUCAGGAACAGAAAACGAUGAAUCUGAAACUGAAGAAAGAGAAAUGCUCGAAUUUAAGGAAACGCCUUUCACUAAGGAUAAUAUGUCUUCUAGUUUGAAACUUGAACAACGACUCAGAAGAUUAGAGAAGUUAUUAAACAAAUCGGAAAAGUUUAGGAUAACGUUAAAAAGAAAUCUGAUUGCGGCCAAUAAAAGGAUUAAAAAAUUACAAGACGAAAUACGUUCAGAUAAAUUAAAGGAAAGUUUAUCUCGCAUUUUAAAUGAAGAUCAAAUAAAAUUAUUAACUCAAGAAUAUAAACAAAUGCCUCAUUGGUGUAACCAAACUUUAAUGAAUGCUUAUAAAUUAAGAUUCGCAUGUGGCACAGCAGGUUAUGAAGAAAUUUUAAAACAAAAACUUCCUUUCCCUUGUAUUAGAACACUGACGAAAAAACUAGAAAAUUUAAAAUUUAAUAGUGGUACAGUUAUUACAGAAAUAUUCGACUAUUUAAAAAUUAAAAUUGCUCACUUUGAAAAAGAUUUAUAUAAAGAUUGUAUGAUAGUUCUCGAUGAGAUGAGUAUUUCUCCAGGAAGGUUUUAUGAUAUAUCAACGAAUAUGUUCGUUAGUAAUGUAACUUUAGUCGGGCAUGAUUAUACUGCAACAGCAACUCACGCAUUAGUUAUAAUGUUAGCUGGGCUCGGUGCGAGAGUAGUAGUAAGGUAAGCCAGUAGUAAGGUAUGAUUUUACUGGCGAUUCUGUAAAAGGUGGAAAUUUGAAACCUGUGCUUGAUGAAAUAAUUACAAAAGCCGAAGGAAUUCGAUUACGCAUUCAUGCAAUCACCUCAGACAUGGGCCCUGCUAACCAAGCAAUGUGGAGAGCAUACCGUAUCAGUGCUUCACGACAUUCAGAAAUAAAUAAUUGAUGUACGCAUCCAUUCGAUAAGAAAAGAAAAUUGUAUUUAUAUGCGGAU